AUGGUGGCGGAUCAGGCGGCGCAGCGGUUACAGCAGAAGAUCCAGCAGCGGCAGGCGGAGCUGGAGCAGCUGCUGGCGCAGCAGCAGCAAGGGCAGAAGCAGGGGCAGCAGCAGCAGGGCAGUAAUAGGCACCAGCAGGUCCACAAGCAGGUUCGGAUGCAGGAACAGCAGCAGGAGCAGGAGCGUAAGCAUGUAUACAAGCAGCAGCAGGAUGCGCGGCAGCAGAUUCAGAUUCAGAAGCAGCAGCAACAGCAACAGCAGCAGCAGCAGCAGCAGCAGCAGCAGCAGCAGCAGACGCUGCAGCAGCUGCAGCAGACGCUGCAACAGGUCAAGAAGCGGCCCUGUCCGGACCAGAAGCCAUCCCACAGCCCGGCAUCCAAGAAGGCCGCCAAGAUCAGGGCCAGCCUCAGCGGCUCGAGCGCCGGCAGCACAGCCUCAUGCGCGCUGCUUGACCGCCCGGUGUCGCUGUCGUCGCCGACCGCCGUUGCAGGACGGGGGGCGCGGGCGCUGCCGGGUGCGGCGGGUCGGGGCGGUGGAGGGACCGUGCCGGCCAGCGGACGGUCGCUAAUGCUGCUUGAUAGACCCUUGGAGAAGGUGCGCAAGUGA
Messenger RNA from Monoraphidium neglectum, 606 nucleotides. RefSeq lists its product as hypothetical. The record is from RefSeq and is a predicted model, not a curated record. The transcript has a single exon. NCBI's taxonomy places the organism in Eukaryota, Viridiplantae, Chlorophyta, Chlorophyceae, Sphaeropleales, Selenastraceae. Bases 1 to 606 code for a protein of 201 amino acids.